AUGCCUGCUGCAACAGCCGAAUCACCAGCGGUGGCGCUGUCCUUUGCGAACAACUUCUGGGGAAAGGAAGAUGCAGGAGUUGGGCCCCUUCUUGAGCGAAUGCAAAGCGCAAAGACGACAUGCGACGAGCUAAAGUCCUUCUAUGGCGCCCGUGCGUCCAUUGAAGAUGAAUAUGCUAGAAAGCUGCUUAACCUGUGCCGAAAAUCCCUGGGCUCUCACGAGAUGGGAACUUUGAAGACAUCAUUAGAUACACUCCGAGGCGAGGUGGAAUGCAUGGCAAAACAGCACCAGAGUAUUGCUGCCCAGAUGAAGUCCGAAUUGGAAGAGCCAUUGGCUGCAUUUGCCGGUGGCAUGAAGGAAAGGCGGAAGAUUGUCCAGAAUACAGUGGAAAAGCUUCUGAAAACCAAAAUCCAGCAGACACAACAAGUCAACAAGACCAGAGACAAGUAUGAGCAAGAAUGCCUGAAGAUCAAGGGCUACCUAGCCCAAGGACAUAUGGUGAUGGGGCAGGAAGAGCGUCGCAACAAGGCCAAAUUGGAGAAGACACAAAUCUCGUUGGCCACUGCAAACACAGAAUACGAAAGUGCUGUCAAAAUACUCGAAGAGACCACAGCUAGAUGGAACAGAGAGUGGAAGGCCGCAGCCGACAAGUUCCAGGACCUGGAAGAGGAGCGUCUUGACUUUACGAAGAGCAGCCUGUGGACCUUUGCCAAUGUUGCCUCGACUGUUUGCGUCAGCGAUGACGCCUCAUGCGAGAAGAUUAGGCUCUCCCUGGAGAACAUGGAAGUGGAAAGGGACAUUAUCCAUUUCAUCACAGAGAGAGGCACUGGUCAGGAAAUCCCUGAUCCGCCAAAAUAUAUCAACUUCUGUCGGGGGGAUAUAAACGACAGCCAGUCCGAAGUUUCUGAGGAUGAAAACUACUCCGUGGCGCAGUUUCCACGAAGCAUCAACCCUGCUUUCCGCUCUUCCUCACCUCAGCCAUCGACGUUCGAAUCCCACCAUGAUCCAAACUCCAUGCUGGCGAACAACUUGGCACACAGAGAGCCUCAGCAGUCAACUAGCCGUGAGGCAACCGUGACUCCUCAGAAGGCACACCCGCCAAUGCGAAACUCGAUGGAAGAGCAUCGUCGCGGCGGACAGCAAGUACCACCUCAGUAUGACGCGAAUCAGCACGGUCCCCUGGCCUCGGUUCCCCAUGACCCUUACCCCAUGGAUGGCAUGACAAUGUUAUGCCGCACUGGGCCUCCUGGUCCGCCUUCAGAUCGAAGUUCACAGCCACCGUCUGCUCGGCCGUCCAGCCGAGGAUCUCACAGCGAUUACUCCAUUCCCACAUCGAUGUCGAGCGUGGAACCUCCUAGUGGACAUGUCUCGCCUGUAAAACAAGAACCCAUCGAAACUCGCAGCCCGGAGAAGCGAGUUCUCAAGAAGAAGAGUGGUUUCUUCCAGAACCAUAGUCCAUUCCGCCGCAAGAGCACCAAGGAGGCGCAUCCUCCGUUGCAGAGCCGAAACACCUGGCAUGUUGGAAACAGCAGAGGAGAACUUGAGCGCACGGCAAGCCCUGAGCCUAUAGACGCCAAUGCAAGUCUAGCUCUAGGUGUUGGGCAGAAUGUCCUUCCAGUCACCACGCCUGAUACUCGCCGAAGGCCAGGGCAAGGCCGCGAACAAGAAGUCGAUCAGUCAGACCCCAUAGCAAUGGCCCUGGCAGAACUGAAAGACGUCAAUUUGGGCAAGCAGUCAUCAGUCAGGAUGUCUGCAGACCACUAUCAUGGCAUUGCUACUCCAGCUCCUGGAGCAGAUCCCAGAUCAGCCAGAUCUGGCGGCCGUGAAGCACCACCAUCAUAUAACAAUCAGGCUCCAGUCUCCAGACUCGGCGUCCCCCCUCCCGCGGUUACUUCUAGAGCCAUGAAGCAGGCCACCAAGAAGGUGACAGAACAGACAAGAGCUGUUUUUGGUGGUGCCGGUAACCAUGGGACGUCACCAGCAUCGCGACCUGCGACUCGUGGCAGCGACAUGCCUCGAGCUACCUCACCAGCGCCGACUCGAAGUGCAUCUCCCCAGCCUCGAAUGAGCGGCGAUUCACGUUAUCGUUCGGCGUCUCCAAACCCGUAUAGUGGACAUCACCGAAAUGGAUCGCAAGUCAGCGUGUCUCAGCAGCGAGGAUCAGACCAGGGGUACUACGGAUCAGCCUCUCCCCACGGAUCAACCAGGGGAUCAAUUCGGGGUGCUUCUCCAGCAUCGUACAGAGGAGACUAUAACCGGCCUCGCAGCAGCUAUGGGGGCGGUUCUGAUAUGGCAGUCCAACUGGCACCGGCUGGAGAUGAUCGUUACGGUUCUCAGAGAGGCCGUGGUGCCGUUGACCUCUACGACGGAGGAUCUCGACCCCGUAGUAAGAGUGUUGCUGACCCUUCUCGACAGUAUACUAGAGAUGGUAGACCAAUUCUGCAUUUUGCUCGUGCUCUGUAUAUGUACCAAGCCGCCAUUCCCGAGGAACUUGGCUUUUCAAAGGGAGACUACCUUGCGGUCCUUCGUCACCAAGACGAUGGCUGGUGGGAAGCUGAAGUUCACGGCGGCAACGGACGUGUUGGGCUGGUCCCCAGCAACUAUCUUCAGCCAUGCUAA
Molecule: messenger RNA, 2619 nt
Organism: Pochonia chlamydosporia 170
Lineage: Eukaryota; Fungi; Ascomycota; Sordariomycetes; Hypocreales; Clavicipitaceae
Product: SH3 domain-containing protein
Exons: 6
Coding region: 1-2619 (872 amino acids)
Biological process (GO): cytoskeleton organization
Cellular component (GO): plasma membrane; mitotic actomyosin contractile ring, proximal layer; cytoplasm
Molecular function (GO): phospholipid binding; protein binding
Source: RefSeq, a predicted model, not a curated record